UCAAAAGAUUCUUUAGAAGAAGCGCGAGAUUUUGGUAUAAUACGCUUUAGUGUUUGCUGUUAUUCAUCUUCCAUUUUCACAUUUAUUGUUUCUUUUUAGAGUCCUUCAUUUGUUUAUUAGUAUCUUCAUCGUUUUCUGAAUCUAGUGAAAUUAAAAUGAGUGAACAAUCAGGAGAAAAACGAUUACUGCCUGUUAGUUUAAACAUUAUAAAGCAAUUAUGGACCCCCUCUCACGGCGUUGUCGUUCAUAAGCAAAAAUUUGAUAUUCUUUCUAUCAUUGGACGAGUUACCAAUAUCAACGACCAAAGUACUAAAUGUGUUUAUUUUGUUGAUGAUGGAACUGAUGGCAUUGAUGUCCUCCAAUGGAAGGGUGGCGAUGACAACAAAGCUAAAACCAUGGAGAGUCCAAUUACAGAGGGUACCUACGUCCGUGUCCAUGGACAAGUCAGAAAUCAAAAUAAUACGCUUAACUUUGUUGCCUUUAAAAUAGCACCAAUUAAAGAUUUCAAUGAAAUUACCGCUCAUACUUUGGAGGUUGUUCACAACAACUUAUUACUCCGUAAAUUGAAGUUUAUUCAGCUAGCUACUCGCAAUGAUCCAACAGCUAAUGGAUUAAUGUCUGGUAUGGGUAGCAACGGUGACAGCAAUGGAGUUACACCUAUGGAAAUUGGAGACAUUGGUUCUCGUUUACCUCCUGGAAUGACCAAAGCUCAAACAAUGGUUCUUGAGGCUUUAAAUAAAUGCCGUAAAGAGGAAGGAAUGAGCAAAGACCAAUUGGUUCAGUGUUUACCCUCGUUGGAUGCCAAUACUGUCCAAGGAGCUCUCGAUUUUCUGUCUAAUGAAGGUCACAUCUUCUCCACCAUAAAUGAAUUUCAUUUCAAGAGCGCAUAUGAAGAGGAAGGUUAAAAAUAUUACACGAUUCAGAAACAUUAUUCAUCGAGACAAAGUAAUUUCCAGUUUAUUCAAUUUUCAGCCGUUAUUAAUGCAUCACCCGAGCAAAAGUUAUUUAGAAAAAUUCAUAUUUC
Tetranychus urticae (two-spotted spider mite) is the source of this 1024-nucleotide messenger RNA. Its product is annotated as Replication protein A2. Gene Ontology annotation, cellular component: site of double-strand break; chromosome, telomeric region; DNA replication factor A complex. The record is from RefSeq and is a predicted model, not a curated record. Gene Ontology annotation, biological process: DNA replication; double-strand break repair via homologous recombination; nucleotide-excision repair. Gene Ontology annotation, molecular function: single-stranded DNA binding. NCBI's taxonomy places the organism in Eukaryota, Metazoa, Arthropoda, Arachnida, Trombidiformes, Tetranychidae.